Messenger RNA from Dentiscutata erythropus, 1041 nucleotides. Lineage: Eukaryota; Fungi; Glomeromycota; Glomeromycetes; Diversisporales; Gigasporaceae. The record is from the annotation of a GenBank genome assembly.
AUGGAAACUUUAGAUUCAUUCAAAAGAAAACAUAUAAAACAAAACCGUGCUAUAAUAAAGUCCAAUACGUUAUACGCUUUACAAUUACGAAAAGCAGAAGUUGAAAUUUCAAGACUUUCAGUUGAAAAUAUUGAAUUAAGGGCAACAAUUGCAAAAUUAACUGAUCAAAUUAACAAUCUGAAAAUUGAAAAGAAUGUAAAGAAUGAGACAUUUAAAGACAGCGUUAUGAAUACAAGUGGACAAAUAAAUGAUUUAAUUCAGCAACUUCGUGGGGCUGCUGAUUCUUUAAACGCGUUAAUGGAAUCGGAUUCUAGAAAACAUUCUAUUCGCGCAAAUUUAAGUUUUAGUUCUGAUGAUUCGGUUCUUGACCAAGGUAUAAUUAAUGAUGCCGCAGAAGGAAGUUAUCAAUAUAAAACAAAUAAUACUCCUGAAAUCGACAUCGCUCUGGAGAAACUUCCUGACAAAAGAAAAUCUCCUAACAUGCUGUCAAUCUAUAGAAUGAAACCUAAAGUAUUACAACCGAUAUAUGAAGAAAGUCUUUCCUCAUCAUCAAAACAAGAUGGACAAUCGUCUGAUUCGUGUGAAGAAGAUUUACAAAAUGAAACUGAGUCUUUAUCUACUUUUGAUGCAAAAUCUCGAAUCCCUAUCGUCGUAAUAAACCGAUCUUUGACUGCAUCCCCACCAAUAAAUAAAUCUACAAAUAAACAAUCAAUUGAUUUACCUACAUGUAAAAAAGUAAAUAUUACUGAAGAGCAAGUAUCAGCUGGCAAGUCAUGUUCAAAAACAUAUCCUAAGGAUAUAGAUGGUCCAAUUGACGAAGAACAAGAUGGCAUUCGUCCGCGGAGGAGUCAACAGAAUAUAAAUUACGCAGAACCAAGCCUUCGCAGUAAAUUACGAAAGGGUGAUCCAUUCACCUAUUCAUUUGAAGAUACCGUACAACAAAAGACUCCAAAGCAAAAAAGACGUAAAAAAACAAAUACUAAACGUGAAACUCAUGAUCAAAGAAAAGCUCUCUCAAAUAUUACUAACGUUGUUUCAUGA